Molecule: messenger RNA, 7142 nt
Organism: Prionailurus viverrinus (fishing cat)
Lineage: Eukaryota; Metazoa; Chordata; Mammalia; Carnivora; Felidae
Gene: PSME4
Product: proteasome activator subunit 4
Exons: 48
Coding region: 10-5607 (1865 amino acids)
Biological process (GO): proteasomal ubiquitin-independent protein catabolic process
Cellular component (GO): nucleus; cytosol; spermatoproteasome complex
Molecular function (GO): proteasome binding; peptidase activator activity
Source: RefSeq, a predicted model, not a curated record
CCUAGGCUCAUGGAGCCGGCCGAGCGGGCGGGCGGCGGGGAUCCCCCGGAGCCCGGCGGGCGUCCCGGCCCGGACUCGCGGGGCUUCGUCCCGCAGAAGGAGAUCGUCUACAACAAGCUGCUGCCCUAUGCCGAGCGGCUGGACGCCGAGUCCGACUUGCAGCUGGCCCAGAUCAAAAGCAACCUGGGCCGGGCCGUGCAGCUCCAAGAGCUGUGGCCCGGGGGCCUCUUCUGGACCAGGAAACUCUCCACAUAUAUUCGACUUUAUGGGAGAAAAUUUAGCAAAGAAGAUCAUGUUCUUUUUAUCAAGUUAUUGUAUGAGCUGGUAUCAAUUCCAAAACUGGAAAUCAGCAUGAUGCAGGGAUUUGCCCGUCUCUUGAUCAACUUGUUAAAGAAAAAGGAACUUCUUUCAAGAGAUGAUUUGGAGUUACCUUGGAGACCACUUUAUGACAUGGUGGAAAGAAUAUUAUAUUCCAAGACAGAGCACCUGGGAUUAAAUUGGUUUCCUAAAAACAUUGUUCCCUUCAUCUUGAGAGAUUACAAGAAUCACAAAAGGUCACUAUACAGAUAUCACAGUUCUGUAGAAAAUGUUCUCAAAACACUCGUGAAAAGCUGCCGACCAUACUUUCCAGCAGAUGCCACAGCUGAGAUGCUAGAAGAAUGGCGGCCUUUAAUGUGCCCUUUUGACGUAACAAUGCAAAAGGCCAUCACUUACUUUGAAAUAUUUCUUCCUACCUCCCUUCCUCCAGAACUUCAUCAUAAAGGUUUUAAACUUUGGUUUGAUGAAUUAAUUGGCCUUUGGGUUUCAGUGCAAAAUCUCCCACAGUGGGAGGGGCAACUAGUAAAUCUCUUUGCUCGAUUGGCUACAGAUAAUAUAGGGUACAUAGAUUGGGAUCCAUAUGUACCAAAGAUAUUUACGAGAAUUCUGAGAAGCUUGAACCUCCCAGUGGGAAGCAGUCAAGUGUUAGUCCCAAGAUUUUUAACAAAUGCGUAUGAUAUAGGACAUGCUGUAAUAUGGAUCACCGCCAUGAUGGGUGGACCAAGUAAGCUAGUACAGAAACACUUGGCUGGUUUGUUUAACAGCAUCACAUCUUUUUACCACCCUUCAAAUAAUGGGCGCUGGCUGAACAAGUUAAUGAAACUACUUCAGCGGUUGCCAAACAGUGUUGUUAGAAGAUUGCAUCGUGAAAGAUACAAGAAGCCUUCUUGGUUAACUCCUGUGCCUGAUAGCCAUAAGCUUACUGAUCAAGAUGUUACAGACUUUGUACGAUGCAUUAUUCAACCUGUCCUCUUGGCUAUGUUUAGCAAAACUGGUAGUUUAGAAGCAGCACAGGCUCUGCAGAAUCUUGCACUCAUGAGACCUGAGUUAGUAAUACCCCCUGUACUUGAAAGAACGUAUCCUGCACUAGAGACUUUAACAGAACCUCACCAGCUCACAGCUACUUUAAGUUGUGUAAUUGGAGUAGCCCGCAGUUUGGUAUCAGGGGGCAAAUGGUUUCCUGAAGGUCCAACACACAUGCUACCUCUGUUGAUGAGAGCAUUGCCUGGGGUGGAUCCAAAUGACUUCAGUAAAUGCAUGAUCACAUUCCAGUUUAUAGCAACAUUUUCCACUCUGGUGCCUUUAGUAGAUUGUUCAUCUGUACUACAAGAAAGAAGUGACCUCACAGAAGUGGAACGAGAACUUUGUUCAGCCACAGCUGAAUUUGAGGAUUUCGUCUUACAAUUUAUGGACAGAUGUUUUGGACUUAUAGAAAGUAGCACAUUGGAGCAAACAAGAGAAGAGACAGAAACUGAGAAAAUGACUCAUUUGGAGAGUUUGGUCGAAUUAGGUCUGUCUUCUACGUUUAGUACAAUCCUCACACAAUGUUCCAAAGAAAUAUUUAUGGUCGCCCUUCAGAAAGUUUUUAAUUUUUCUAUUUCACAUAUAUUUGAAACAAGAGUAGCAGGCCGCAUGGUGGCCGACAUGUGCCGUGCUGCUGUAAAGUGCUGCCCAGAGGAGUCUUUGAAGUUAUUUGUUCCUCACUGCUGCAGUGUUAUAACUCAGCUUACAAUGAAUGAUGAUGUGUUAAAUGAAGAAGAGCUAGAUAAGGAGUUGCUGUGGAAUCUUCAACUUUUGUCUGAGAUUACUCGAGUGGAUGGGAAGAAAUUGCUUCUUUAUAGGGAGCAGCUUGUAAAGAUUCUCCAAAGAACCCUGCACCUGACCUGUAAGCAGGGUUACACUCUGUCUUGUAACCUUCUACACCACCUUCUUCGCUCUACGACACUCAUCUACCCUACAGAGUACUGCAGUGUGCCAGGUGGCUUCGACAAGCCUCCUUCUGAAUACUUUCCUAUAAAGGACUGGGGUAAACCAGGGGACUUGUGGAAUCUGGGCAUCCAGUGGCAUGUUCCUUCUUCAGAGGAAGUGGCUUUUGCAUUAUAUCUGUUGGACUCUUUUCUUCAGCCUGAGCUCAUCAAACUCCAGCACUGUGGUGAUGGCGAACUUGAAAUGUCUAGAGAUGAUAUUCUACAGAGUCUGACUAUAGUGCACAACUGUUUAAUUGGGUCAGGAAACCUCCUACCUCCACUGAAAGGAGAGCCAGUUACUAACUUGGUACCAAGUAUGGUGUCCUUGGAAGAGACAAAGUUGUAUACUGGACUUGAAUACGAUCUAUCCAGAGAGAACCACCGAGAAGCAAUUGCUAGGGUCAUAAGGAAACUUCUCAACCACAUACUUAACAAUUCAGAGGAUGAUACCAAGUCUUUGUUUCUUAUCAUAAAGGUUAUUGGAGACCUUUUGCAGUUCCAAGGAUCUCACAAGCAUGAAUUUGACUCUCGUUGGAAAAGCUUUAACCUAGUAAAGAAAUCAAUGGAAAAUCGGCUCCAUGGGAAAAAACAACAUAUCAGAGCACUGUUGAUUGACAGAGUAAUGUUGCAGCAUGAGCUACGAACACUGACUGUUGAGGGUUGUGAAUAUAAAAGGAUACAUCAAGAUAUGAUCAGAGAUCUACUUCGUUUAUCUACAAGUUCAUACAGUCAGGUCAGAAAUAAGGCUCAGCAAACGUUUUUUGCUGCCUUGGGUGCAUAUAACUUCUGUUGCAGAGAUAUCAUUCCCUUGGUUUUGGAGUUCUUACGGCCCGAUAGACAAGAUGUCACACAACAGCAAUUCAAGGGUGCCUUGUAUUGUCUCCUUGGAAAUCACAGUGGUGUAUGUUUGGCAAACCUUCAUGAUUGGGACUGUAUUGUACAGACAUGGCCAGCAAUUGUUUCUUCUGGGCUUAGCAAAGCGAUGUCCCUGGAAAAACCAUCAAUAGUGAGACUAUUUGAUGAUCUUGCAGAAAAGAUUCAUCGGCAAUAUGAAACAAUUGGCUUGGACUUCUCAAUCCCGAAGUCCUGUGUUGAAAUAGCAGAAUUACUUCAACAAUCAAAAAACCCCUCUUCCAACCAGAUAAUGCUUAGUUCAGAAGAAAUUAAAGAAGGACUUAAACGCCAACAAGAAAAGAAUGCUGAUGCCCUGAGGAACUAUGAAAAUUUGGUAAACACUUUAUUAGAUGGUGUGGAGCAAAGAAAUCUGCCUUGGAAAUUUGAACAUAUAGGCAUUGGGCUUCUGUCUCUACUCUUGAGAGAUGACCGAGUGUUACCUCUUCGUGCCAUACGUUUUUUUGUUGAGAAUCUCAACCAUGAUGCGAUUGUAGUCCGAAAGAUGGCAAUCUCAGCUGUGGCUGGUAUUCUUAAGCAGCUCAAAAGAACCCACAAAAAGCUGACCAUCAAUCCUUAUGAAAUGGGUGGAUAUUCUAAACCUACCCAAAUUCUUGCUGGUGAUAGGCCUGAUAAUCAUUGGUUGCAUUAUGAUAGCAAAAGUAUACCGAGAACCAAAAAAGAAUGGGAGUCAAGCUGCUUUGUGGAAAAAACUCACUGGGGAUACUACACCUGGCCGCAGAAUAUGGUUGUUUAUGCUGGUGUGGAAGAGCAGCCUAAGCUGGGCAGAAGCAGGGAAGAUUUGACAGAGGCUGAACAGAUUAUAUUUGAUCAUUUUUCUGAUCCUAAAUUUGUUGAACAGUUAAUUACUUUUCUAUCUUUAGAAGACAGAAAAGGAAAAGAUAAGUUUAAUCCUCGCCGUUUUUGCCUCUUUAAGGGCAUAUUCAGAAAUUUUGAUGAUGCGUUUCUGCCAAUUCUGAAGCCCCAUUUAGAACGUUUGGUUGCAGAUUCACAUGAAAGCACCCAGCGAUGUGUUGCAGAAAUUAUAGCUGGUUUAAUCAGAGGUUCUAAGCAUUGGACAUUUGAAAAGGUGGAGAAGCUUUGGGAGCUUCUUUGCCCUCUGCUUAGAACAGCACUGUCCAACAUUACAGUAGAAACGUACAAUGACUGGGGAACUUGUAUAGCGACAUCCUGUGAAAGCAGAGAUCCCCGGAAACUUCAUUGGCUCUUUGAGCUACUGUUGGAAUCACCAUUGAGUGGUGAAGGAGGAUCCUUUGUAGAUGCAUGUCGACUCUAUGUGCUGCAAGGUGGCCUUGCCCAGCAAGAGUGGAGAGUGCCAGAGCUAUUGCACAGACUACUGAAGUACUUGGAACCCAAACUCACCCAGGUUUACAAAAAUGUUAGGGAAAGAAUAGGGAGUGUGCUGACCUACAUAUUUAUGAUAGAUGUUUCUUUGCCAAACACGGCGCCAACAGCAUCCCCUCGGGUCCCUGAGUUUACUGCUCGAAUUCUAGACAAACUGAAACCCCUCAUGGAUGUGGAUGAAGAAAUUCAGAACCAUGUUAUGGAAGAAAAUGGAAUUGGUGAAGAAGAUGAACGAACUCAAGGCAUUAAACUCUUGAAAACUAUAUUGAAAUGGCUGAUGGCUAGUGCCGGAAGAUCCUUCUCUACAGCUGUCACAGAACAACUUCAACUUCUACCUUUGUUUUUUAAGAUUGCCCCAGUGGAAAAUGACAAUAGCUAUGAUGAACUGAAAAGAGAUGCAAAGUUAUGUUUGUCACUAAUGUCUCAGGGGUUGCUUUACCCUCAUCAAGUGCCUUUGGUACUUCAGGUGCUAAAACAAACAGCAAGAAGCAGUUCUUGGCAUGCUAGAUACACAGUACUGACCUACCUCCAGACCAUGGUAUUUUAUAACCUCUUUAUUUUCCUUAACAAUGAAGAUGCAGUUAAAGACAUCAGGUGGCUGGUUAUAAGUCUUUUGGAGGAUGAGCAACUAGAGGUUCGAGAAAUGGCUGCUACCACCUUAAGUGGUCUGUUACAAUGUAAUUUCCUGACCAUGGACAGUCCUAUGCAGAUUCAUUUUGAGCAACUUUGCAAGACAAAACUACCGAAGAAAAGAAAGCGAGACCCUGGUUUUGUAGGAGAUACAAUUCCUUCUGCAGAGUUGGUCAAACGUCAUGCUGGGGUGCUAGGACUUGGUGCGUGUGUUCUUUCUAGUCCUUAUGAUGUUCCCACCUGGAUGCCCCAGCUCCUUAUGAAUCUCAGUGCACAUCUAAAUGAUCCGCAGCCUAUUGAGAUGACUGUAAAAAAGACCUUAUCCAAUUUCCGAAGGACGCACCAUGACAACUGGCAAGAACACAAACAGCAAUUCACAGAUGACCAGCUGCUUGUUCUCACCGAUCUCCUUGUGUCACCAUGCUAUUAUGCAUAGAAGGAUGAGUAGUCCUCACUUCAAGCUCUUUUCAUCAAAAAUUCCAGAUCCUCAGGUACCAUCUCUGGUGGCUCUCUGCAGGUUUUUAAACCCCGCCUCUGCUGAGCUCUCAUCGGUUUGGUGGUUUCUGUGUUUAGUCUCAUUAGUCUACGUUCCACAGGCUCUCAGCUGCCAUUUGAUUACCUAACUUGUCUGGAAGUAUCUCCAGAAUACUGAACACUUUUUCUUUGAGGCAUCUGACAAAGCCACAGUGUCUCAGACUAGAAAUAAUUACCCAAUAUGAUCAUGGCAUCCAAGAACAAACAGUCUAGGAAAUCAUUAAGAAACAAUUUACUUGUAAUGGAGAAUACCUGUCUAUAAUACAGGUCCUGUCAUUUCACUCAUCUCAAAUUAUUUUGAAUUUUUUCCAAAUGGCUGUUGGGUGUAGAUGGUAGUAGGGCUGCGGGCCAUAAAUCAAAGCCUGAGAGCCUUGGGUCUGGAGAGCCAUGAAGAGGGAAGUAAAAGAGAGCCAAGUUUGGAGCCUAACCAAGGACCUGAUGGAUCACUCCACCAAGACACAGAAGUGAAGUCUUUGUCCACAUUCUUCCCACAGACUGGAGUUUUUGGUGCUGAUAGAGCAGUUGCUGAAAAACUGGGGGUUUGGUGAAUAAAUUUUUGAUUGAUUGUUGUGUGUGUAUACAAUGUGUGAUUUUGAAAAUAAACAACAACAACAACAAAAACCCUGACUGAUUGAUUUUUACCUGUAUUCUUUGCAUAUACUAUUGGACCCUCUUUGAAAACUGUUAUACAUCACCUAAUGGAAAACUGCUGUGUAUGUGGAAAUUUCGUAAUUUUCUUUCUUUUUUGUUUUUUUUCUUUUUUCUUUUUUUUGUUUUUUUUGCCUGCAGAAUCGUUGAGAGACUGAGUCUUUAUAUUUAAUUGACUUGUUUAAUAAAUGUUAUAUAGAUGUAAAAGACUGUAUAAACUGUAGAGAUAGCAUUGGCAAGACUUUGUACAGAUGCAACCUUUUACACAGCACCUGUGUGUAAUUAUUUGUAAAGAUUCACAUGUAGCUCUUUAUUAUAGUAAAUUUUGGCUUUUGUACCAAUUGAAUGCUAUUUUUUGUGUUUUUAAAUUAUUUUCUCUAUCUUUUCAUGUUACAAAAGCUGAGGUAUGGGGUUUUUGUUUGAGUUCACUUAUCGUUAGAAUGUCUGGAUUUUUAUGUAACUUUUUUGUGUGCAUCCUUAAAUGCAAAACCACAUGUUUGCCUGUGACAAGUUUAUAGAAUGCAAGGUAUCUUCUAGGUUAAAGUAAUUCACAAGUUGGUGAAUGUCAUCUUGGAACACACCCUGUACAGUCUUCCUUAAAGGAACACUACAGUAUAUUUUUUAGUAUCUACUUGCUGAAUGACUCGAUACAGACCUAAGCACAGCAGAGGUCCCGGUAUAGUAUUGAAUUAUCAGCAUACACAGGCCUAAUCCCUGUAUAGAGUAGUGCCAAACUGAUGAUUUCAAUUGUGUAACUAGUUUAAAACCCAAUAAAUGGAUUGUUUUUAA